AUGAUGCGUUUCUUCUGGCUUGGUGCCGCCUUGGGGACAACUGCUGUCUUGGCUCAAGGCAUAAGCAGCUGUCCUGGGUACGCUGCCGCGAAUGUAAAGCACCAUAGCAAGGCGAUUACUGCGGAUUUGACUUUAGAGGGCAGCCCGUGCAACGCAUAUGGAGAUGACAUUAAGGAUUUGAAGCUGCUUGUUGAGUAUCAAACAGAAAAUCGGUUACACGUCAAAAUCUACGAUGCCGAUGAGCGUGUAUAUCAAAUCCCCAAUGACUUGUUAGCGAUGCCCGAGUCCGGGAAGUUCUCAGAACCUGAAGACUUGGUAUUUUCUAUGCAACAGAAACCCUUCUCGUUUUCCGUCACUCGCAGGUCCAACGGCCAAGUCCUCUUCAACACUACUGGCCAGACACUCGUUUUCGAGACACAGUAUCUCAGGCUUCGAACCUCGUUGCCCAGCAAUCCAAACAUCUAUGGCCUGGGCGAGAGCUCGGAUCCUUUCCGCCAUGAUUCGCAAAACUACUCGCAUGUCGAUUGGAAUUCGGGUCAGCCAUUCAUGCCGCAGAAUUCCAAUCUGUACGGCUCCUAUCCGAUCUACUACGACCAUCGCGGGAGCAAUGGUACUCAUGCGGUAUAUCUCCACAACUCAAACGGGAUGAAGAUCAAUCUUGGGGUGGACACAGAGGAGUUUCUGGAGUAUAACACUAUCGGAGGCGUUUUCGACUUUUACUUCCUCUCUGGGCCAACCCCAAAAGAUGUCUCAGUCCAGUUCGCUAAAAUCAUUGGCUAUCCAACUCUAAUGCCGUACUGGGGCUUUGGCUUCCACCAGUGUCGAUAUGGCUACCAAGACACCUAUGAGACAGCCGCCGUAGUAGCAAACUACAGUGCCGCAAACAUCCCCUUGGAGACCAUCUGGAACGACAUCGACUAUAUGGACUACCGUUCCACAUUCUCUUUGGACCCACUGCGCUUUCCUCUGAGCAGAAUGCAGCAGUUUGUCAACUAUCUCCAUGACCAUGACCAGCACUACAUCAUGAUGGUAGACCCUGCCGUCGCCUCUCGAGACUAUCCACCCUUCCACGACGGCAUUGCCAAAGACGCCUUCAUGAAGCAGGACAAUGGCACCCUAUACACAGGCGUUGUCUGGCCGGGGCCGACUAACUUCCCCGAUUGGUUCGCGCCCAACGCACAAGCCUUCUGGGACCAGCAGUUCGACACAUUCUUCAACGCUGAUAGCGGUGUGGACAUUGAUGGGCUUUGGAUAGAUAUGAACGAAGCGUCUAACUUUUGCGACUAUCCAUGCCCAAAUCCAAAGCAGUUUUCUAUCGAAAGUCGGGACCCGCCACGUCCGCCUCCGGUGCGAAUGUACUCACCGUACAAGAUACCAGGAUUUCCCGAGAACUUUCAGCCGCAUUGCAUGGCUACUGUUACUUUCAUGGUGGACUCUGAGGUUCCAGACGGAGAUGACCUCCUCUUACUUGGAAGUGCGUUAUCGAUAGGGAACAGCACGCCAUUCUAUGCACCGGAUAUGCAAGGCACGAAUGGGGCCUGGAACCUCACGGUUCAGUUGCCUGCGAACUCAAAAGUUACAUAUUCGUAUCCACUCUAUACACACGAGGGUCUCUACGUAUUUGAGGCGCAAAAUCGGACAAUCCACACAAAAGGAUGUGGCUCAAUGGCUUCAUUCUCAGAUCACUGGACGGUUCCUAAUACAACGGCAGUAGCCGUCCCUGAAACCCAAUAUGCUCUAAAUCGGUCACACCGCGUGAAAAGGGAUGCCGGCUCUUCCGACCCAAAAGGAUCCAUGCAGGGCUUGCCGGGACGUGAUCUGAUCUCCCCACCGUACGAUAUUGGAGCUUAUUUCGGCCCACUGAGUUCACAGACCCUACCAACCAACUUGCACCACGCCAACGGCCUAGCAGAGUAUGACGUCCAUAAUUUUUACGGGAGCAUGAUGGGUAGACAUAGUCGCAAUUCGUUGAUCAAACGUCGACCGGGGAAGAGGCCGCUGAUCAUCACGCGUUCAACUUAUGCCGGCGAUUCCACACGUGUCGGGCAUUGGUUCGGAGACAACCGUUCCAUUGACAGUGACUACCGCCUUCAAAUCAUCCAGAUGAUCCAAUUCGUCGCCAUGUUCCAGGUUCCAAUGGUAGGUUCCGACGUCUGCGGCUUCAACUACGACACCAACCCCAUUCUCUGCGCGCGCUGGGCGGUUCUUGGAGCGUGGAAUAUAUUCUACCGUAACCAUGCAGAGGAGAGCACCAUAUACCAAGAGUUUUACCGGUGGCCGAUUGUUGCGGAUGCUGCUCGCGGAGCCAUUGCCACAAGGUACAAGCUUCUGGACUACAUGUACACAAAUUUCCACCGGCAGAGCACAACUGGCGCUCCGAUGUUGACUCCGUUGAUGUGGGAGUACCCCGACGAUGCCAACACAUUCGCCAUUGACUUGCAGUUCUUUCAUGGCGAUGCUUUCUUGGUGUGUCCUGUCACAACGCCCAACGAGACGAGCGUGACCUUCUACAUGCCAAAGGACACAUUCUAUGACUUUGACACUUUUGAAAAGAUCGAAGGAAAGGGAGCUAACAUGACUCGCAAUAAUGUCGGAUACUCUGAAAUUCCUGUGUACAUCCGAGGUGGCAACAUCAUCCCCAUGCGCACCAAGAGUGCCUACACAACAACAGCGCUCCGGCGAGAAGAUUUUGAGCUUAUAAUCGCUCCUGGCGCUCAUGGGCGUGCCUCGGGGGACCUGUAUCUUGAUGACGGCGAUUCGCUGGAGCCGACCGAAACCAGUCUGCUUCAUUUCAGCUAUAACAAGGGUGUCCUGGAAAUGGACGGCAGUUUCGGCUACCAACCGGAUGUAAAGAUCUCAACAAUCAAGUUGCUUGAUGUCACCGAGUCGAAGUGUGGCAGAUACGAUGCGACAACGCAAACGUUGACACAAAGUGUGGACUUGCCCUUGACGCACAAGUUCUCGUUCAACAUUGAGCAAUGUUGA
Penicillium riverlandense is the source of this 2985-nucleotide messenger RNA. Its product is annotated as glycoside hydrolase family 31 protein. Lineage: Eukaryota; Fungi; Ascomycota; Eurotiomycetes; Eurotiales; Aspergillaceae. The transcript has 4 exons. The coding region runs from base 1 to 2985 and encodes 994 amino acids. Gene Ontology annotation, biological process: carbohydrate metabolic process. Gene Ontology annotation, molecular function: starch binding; hydrolase activity, hydrolyzing O-glycosyl compounds. The record is from RefSeq and is a predicted model, not a curated record.